Amphiprion ocellaris (clown anemonefish) is the source of this 5476-nucleotide messenger RNA. RefSeq names its product semaphorin-4G-like. Gene Ontology annotation, biological process: negative regulation of axon extension involved in axon guidance; axon guidance; negative chemotaxis. Gene Ontology annotation, molecular function: semaphorin receptor binding; chemorepellent activity. The transcript is spliced from 16 exons. The record is from RefSeq and is a predicted model, not a curated record. NCBI's taxonomy places the organism in Eukaryota, Metazoa, Chordata, Actinopteri, Pomacentridae. The coding region runs from base 358 to 3099 and encodes 913 amino acids.
GGCGUCUUAUUGAGAGGUUGGCGGAGAGAAACACUAAAGUGAGCGUCGUGGGAGGGCGGGCCACCUGUGACGGCAAAUGAGUGGAGGAGCAGCGAGUCGACAGUCGGAGCUGCGUGUCUCUCAGUGGGUGUUUUUAUGUUUCAGAGAGUGGACGCCAGGCGUUUAAAGUCCAGCUGGAUUAUCCGAAGCUUUGGGAAACGUGUAUAUCAAUUUUUUUCGACGAAUUUCUGCACGAAUUCAGGUGUCUUCAGUCUUCUCUACAGCACAGUGAAAGAGGCUGCCAGUGUUUGUCUCAGUGCGUGGGUGUGUGUGCGUGCAGAGGUGUGUGUGAGUCAUAGGGUGAAUAUGUUUGUGUGAAUGCCUUUGUAUACAUAUACACUGUGGUCGGACAGCGUUUGUCCCGUGACGCGCUCAGUGGAGAUGCGUGGAGCUCGAUCCUCCGUGCUGCAGCUUCUGCUGCUCAGCUGCUGGUGUGGGACGGUGGCUGGUUACCCGUUUAGGACGCCGCUGGACCUGGAUGUGACGCCACGUGUCACUGUGUUGAGCAGCGGUCUCCAGGGUUGCAGGCGUUUCCACUCCUCUGCAGUCAACUACAGCACCAUGUUGCUGGAGGCUGACAGUGAGCGUCUCUACGUCGGGGCCCGAGGGUCUGUGUUCGCCCUCAAUGCCUCUGACAUCUCAGCCAGCUCUGCUCUCUCUAUUGAGUGGGAGGCCUCCCCAAAGCAGAAACGUCUCUGCCUGCUCAAGGGAAAAGACAAUAAGACGGAGUGUUUUAAUCACAUCCGCCUCCUCCAAAGGUUCAACUCAACUCAUCUCUACAUGUGUGGGACUCAUGCCUUCAGUCCCCUCUGUGCAUUCAUAGAUGAGGAGAGGUUUGUUAUUUCAUCUCAGCCUGAAGAGGGCAAAGACAAAUGUCCCUAUGGCCCAUCGACAGGUUACACUGCCCUCAUUAUAGACCAGCAGAUAUAUACGGCUUCCCAGUAUGAGUUUAGGAGCUUUCCAGAUAUCCGCCGCAACUCUCCAUCUCCCACACUAAAGACAGAAGAUGCUCCCACGCGCUGGCUGAACGAGGCAGACUUCGUGGGUUCAGCACUUGUGAAGGAGAGUUUGGGCAGCAGCACUGGCGAUGACGAUAAGAUCUACUUCUUCUUCACCGAGACGAGCCAAGAACAGACAACAACCUACAGCCGCAGCAGGGUGGCUCGAGUAGCUCGGGUUUGUAAGGGCGACCGAGGAGGCCAUUUAACCCUCCAGAAACGCUGGACAUCGUUCCUCAAGACCAGGUUGACUUGUUCCCUGCCCGAGUACGACUUCCACUUCAACAUGCUGCGCAGCGUGUUUGUUAUGCCUGGACGCACGCCGCAGGACACGCUCUUCUACGGCAUCUUCGGCCUGGAGUGGAAAAACGUGAAGGCAUCUGCAGUGUGUCGGUUCUCUCUGCCUGAAGUCCAAGAGGCCUUUCAAGGACCCUACAUGGAGAACCAGGACUCUGGCUCUAAGUGGAAGGAAUACACUGGAAAGAUCCCUGAACCUCGACCUGGAACGUGUAUCACUGAUGCGCUGAGGGCCAGGGGCGUCAACGUCUCCACCUCCCUGCCUGAUGAUGUACUGGAUUUUGUGAGGAGGCAUCCUCUGAUGUCCCAGCAGGUGCAACCUUCAGACAGACGCCCCCUUUUGUUCAGGAGGACCACAGACUACACACAGAUGGCUGUACACAUGAUGCAAGGAUUAGAUGGACAAACCUACCAUGUGUUAUACAUGGGCACAGAUGACGGCUGGUUACACAAAGCCGUGGAAAUCAAAGGUCAGCUGCACAUUAUAGAGGAGCUUCAACUGUUUGAAGAAGCACAGCCUGUUAGCCAUCUGCUGAUAUCUGAAAAACAGAUGAGUGUGUACAUGGGCUCUCCAUCCGGUGUGGUUCAGCUGCCCCUCUCUAACUGUCGCAGAUAUACUUCCUGCUAUGACUGCAUCUUUGCCAGGGACCCUCACUGUGCCUGGAACGGAGCAGAGUGCGUGGACGUAAUGAAACGUGCAGACAGAUCCACUUUAAUCCAGGACGUCCAGCAUGGCAGCAUAGGAUGUGAGAACACACAAGAUGAUGUUGUCCAGCGGAGCCGCUCGGUGCGUGUUGGUGAUGACGUUUUGCUGCAGUGCGAGCUCAGCUCUAAUCUGGCAACGCCGCUCUGGACUCUGGACGGCGAUGAGGUGCAGGGAUACGACCUCAACUCCGGCUUCAGAACGGGCACCGACGGCCUGCUGAUCAUCGAGGCCCGGCAGGACCAGAGCGGUCUGUACACCUGCCACGCCGUCGAGAACAGCAUCGAGGUGGCCAUAGUCACCUACAAUGUCACCAUCCGCCUGGACCUGCCCCCUCCCCCACCUGUUGAGCCAACUCGCGAUGCUUACACAAUGUUCGCCACCCUACCAGGACCCACUGAGCUUUCCUCCUCCAAGAGGCCCUUUGUGGCACCUCUCCUCACCCACACAGAGCUACUCUCCUCCAGGAACAUGGAGGCCUUGUACCUGUCCCUCAUCACCAUCCUCGGAGGCCUGUGUGUGGUCCUCACUGUCGUUCUCAUCUACGUGGGCUUCUGUUUGCGAGUCGGCAACAGAGGAAAGUACUCAUUGCGUGCGGCGGCUGCAGCCUACCCAAACACUAAGAGUCACAGCAAGAACAGAAAACAGCACAGAAGCUCCUCCCAUAUGGAGCUGAAGACAAUAUCAAGUCACUGUAAUGGCAACGGCAUUUGUAACGGAGGUUCAAAGCUGCAUAACGGCAACAUCCAGGAUGGAGGCUUCCUGCAGAUCGUCCCCGGUGAGGGUCACUCUUCACCCAACAAGGAGCCUCCUCCCCCAGCCCCGCCUCUUCCUCCCACAUCGCAGCUUUCCUCUCCGGGAUGCGACUUCCCCAACGGGCUGUCGGCGACGCUGCCCAGCGUCCUGAGGAGGAUGAACGGGAACAGUUAUGUACUGCUGAGGCAGAGUGACUCUGAAAACACGUCACCGCUCUGCCACUCCUUCGCCGAGGAGCUCAACAAGAUCUUAGAGAAGAGGAAACGCACUCAGCUGCUGCCCAGGCCGGACGAGAGCUCCGUGUAGAGAGGUGUAGCUCCCCCAUGUAGUGGGUGGACUGCUGUGUUCUUACUUGGUGCCUGUCACAUGACUCACUAUUGUUGUGGACUAAAGCAACAAAAGAGUCUUAUCUUCAUUAUUUACUUUAGAUUUUUUUUUGUCCACAUUGAGACAUUCCUGCUUUUUUAACCAUUGAUCCUGAAUUUCCAAACUAUUUCCCAACACAUAACAAAUGAGAAAUCCCAGUGAAGGGCCAAGCACAAACCAGGAUAAAGUGUAAUCUACCUCACCUCGAUACUGCCCACACGAACAUGUGCAGCCAGACUGUGGUCUGAUCUGAGCAUCAGGGCUGAAAUCUCAGCCCCCAAAAGAUCUCUGAUCCCCAAAGAACAAAGCAAGAUAGACAGACUCCAACAAGGAGAGGAGCUGCACAGGAAUAUAAAUACAUGUGAAGAGUAUUCAGACUGGGGUGCAGCUAGCCAAAGCUUGUUUGCACCGACAAGUGCACAGAUGGCCUAUGCAUUUUUAAAACAUGACAUUCACUCAGUAUGAAUAGGGACGGGGUGGGCAAGGGAAUGUGGUUUGUUUUCACUUUUUAAAUGGACUUAACCAACAGAAAAGAAGUAACUCAUGACUGCACAUAACACUUUACACCAGCCAUAAAUGAGAAAUGGUGAACUAAUCAUUAUUUAAUACUACUAUUAAUCUUAUUAAAUCAAUGAUAUAUUUCUUAAUUUAUUACAUUGCUUUAUAUUAAUCAUAAUUUACCUUGUUUAAUUAUUAAUGAUCAUAUUAAAUUCAUAUAAUCAUAUAUAAUAUAUAUGGUGCCAAAAUGGUUAAAAAAAAAACGUUUGCUGGUAAGCAUUUAGUAUGUAGGUUAAAAUAUUUGCAAGCAGAAAUGAGAAUUGCUGUAUUGUUAUUAGAGCCCUAAUUAAAGUCGUGGCUGAGGCUCUCAAUUCUUCAUAAAUUGUUAAAUAUUGCCUGAUGUGUGGGCCUUCAUAAUAAUCUUCAGCUCAUGUCUACUAAUUCCUACAGGUGGGUAACACCAAAGCAUAAAUUAACAUUAUAAGGAUCUAUUAUGUAUAAAAUUCACAAUAUAUUAAAAAAUACAAAAAGGUAAUACGUUAAUGAAACCUUUAAAUAAUUGAAAGAGUAUUAAAUAGUGAUUAUUUCACCGAGUAUUGAUAGAUAACUUGCGUCAGUAUUGAUUUUAAUGCACUUUAAAUAUCAGUUUUAAAGCGCGUUGGAAACGUUGAUGGACUCUAUAGUGCCAGAAGAAGUUUCUGCCCUUUUCUCAGUUUGAGGAGCUGCAACUGUGGAGGCUGCAGCUGUGUCUGCUGGACCUUGUUUACCGCAAUGGAUCAGAAGAGAAAACACUGACUGUGUCUCAGCUGAGCCUGAAUCCACCACUGAGUGACGCCCUGCAUGGGAUCAUAACACAGAAUGACAGCCUGCGGGGCCAAGCGAGCGCCAGGAGCAUCCAAGGUCUGAUGAGCACAGGUCAGUUUGAAUCUGUCUUAAUUUCAUUCCCGGGGACACCAUCGUCUCUCCCGACUGGUGUCAGAUGGCAAGACUGGCUGCGAAGAUGUUUUUUUAAUGAGCAGUGAAAUAAAAUCCAGGAUCAUUAGUGGACAGCGAAGCCAGAAGCGAGGCUGGAGAAGGGCUACGGCAUGAGAGUCUCUGCACCACCAGCUCUGCUUCCCCACAACUGGAAUGAAAAUUGUCGGCUGCACCGUCUUUCUGAGCAGCGUUUGUUCUUCAGACAGUAGCUCUUUGUGUGCAGAGAGCAUCCUUGCCUCCGUCCGAUGCAAACUUAUUAGACCAAACUCAACGUAUAAUGAUGUUUUUUUUUUCUUUUUCUGCAUGUAUUGUUUCUCUUUAAGUCAAGGAAUAGAUAGGGAUCUUGACCAUGAAAGUGCCAAGGUUGAUGUUUAAACGAUGCUAUGUGAGCCUAUUUUACUGUAAAACUAGAAGGGAUGGAUUUUUUUAAAAAGAGGCAUAUUUAUUUGUAAUUUUGUACAUUGUACAUUUUGGAAAUUGUUGUCAAUGUUGCUGUUAAAAUGCCACUUGUUGGAUACUCCCCCCUGACGCAUAGGAGGGUCACAAUUUGUCUGUGUUGCACAAAAUGUGAUAAAUAGAAGCACGGUAGCCGAAAGCAUGCAGAGGCUGCACCAGCACCACAGAAAUGAAUAUCUAUAACCUACUAAUGGAAGGAAAAGUACACCAAAUUACAGAUAACCCUCACCUUAUUCUUAUUGUCCACAUGAUAGUUUUGAUCUCCGUUUGCAUGUUACAUCAUAGUAGUGCACACAGAUAAUCAGUUUCUUUUAUUAACAGACUAAUAAAGCAGUGGGUUCCUUCACAUUUCAGUCCAGAUUAAUUCUAAUAAAACUUUUUACUCCAA